AUGUAUGAAAAAAUUGUCCAGCCGCUUGAUGGCCAUAGCAUCACUGGCGAGUACAUCCCUGCUCUUCAUGGAUUUGGUGGAAACGUUCAGGCAAGUCUCCCGGAACUGAGCUUCCCCAUCGACGCUCGCGUCCUGGCUACGCUCAACCAGCCGUCUUCGGAGUUCCAGUACAACAACGACACGGUGGGCGGGGACCAAAUUGUGCUCGGUGUGGGCUAUGUCCAGAACAGCUCCAGGGAGGGGACGCGCAGCAGCGCCUACACCGGAUACUACCUCGCUGCGGCCGCGAGGCAGAACUUCGUCAUUCUAACUUCGGCGACCGUUUUGAAGCUCGUUCAGACUGGAACGACCGCAAAUGGGCUCAAGUCGUUUCGGAGCGUACAGUACGCCCAUGGGACUUUGACAUUGACAGUGACUGCGACUCGAGAAGUCAUUCUUUCCGCAGGGGCUAUCAACACGCCGCAGAUCCUCCAGCUCUCUGGAAUCGGAAAUGCAGUUGACUUGCGAAAACUGAACAUAACCGUUUUAAUCAACAAUCCAGCAGUGGGGAGCAACCUUUAUGACCACACACUCCUUCCCAACAUCUUCGUUGUCCAAGAUGCAGUGGCCAACCAGACAUUUGACGAUUUAUUGCGAAACCAGGCCCAGAUAGAAGAUCAAGUUAAUCUCUGGAUCGCUAAUAGAACUGGCCUUUUUAUCAAUAAUAUUGUAAACCACUUUGGCUUUUCCUGGAUUAUGUUGGACCCAGGGGAAGAAGACCCUGCACCGGGUCCCAACUCGCCCCACUACGAGAUGAUUUUUGCUAAUCUUUUUUUCGAAAAGCCUGGGCCCUUUAGACCAGACGAAGGCAGCUAUUUUACGGUUGGAACUAUGCUAACUAGCCCAGAGUCCACUGGGACCGUUAAACUUGCCAGUGAAGAUCCAUUGGCCCCGCCGAUCAUCGACCCCAGAUACCUCACUGAGGUGUUUGACAUUAUAGCAAUGCGAGAGUCCGUCAAAGCCGUAUUGCGCUUUACAGCGGCGCCUGCAUGGAGCGACUGGAUCGCCGGGCGCUUCGGCGCUGCAUUCCAAAAUGCCACGGACGACGCGUCGAUCGACGCCUACGUUCGCACUCUCACAAUAUCUGACAUGAACCUCGUCGGCACUGCGUCCAUGUCGAUGGUCGAUGACCCCUCCGGCGUUGUUGGCCCCGACUUGCUGGUACACUGUGCGCAUGCCGUUACGAGAAGGCGCAAUGAGUGUAAUGAAGUUCAUAAUCUGGAAGAAUUCAAGUGGAAACGAUGA
Psilocybe cubensis is the source of this 1284-nucleotide messenger RNA. RefSeq lists its product as uncharacterized. The record is from RefSeq and is a predicted model, not a curated record. The transcript has 5 exons. Lineage: Eukaryota; Fungi; Basidiomycota; Agaricomycetes; Agaricales; Agrocybaceae. Gene Ontology annotation, molecular function: flavin adenine dinucleotide binding; oxidoreductase activity, acting on CH-OH group of donors. Bases 1 to 1284 code for a protein of 427 amino acids.